UUUUUAAAAAUCUACGUAUUUUUUACAGCUCAACAACAACAAAUUAUGAGAAUUAAAUUAGAUAACCGUAUACGUACGUUAAUCGAAAAUGGCAUUAUUAUGCGACAUCGUUCAAUGUUUGUUAUUAUUGGAGAGAAGGCUAGAGAUCAAGUAGCUACAUUAUAUCAAAUUAUGGUUAAAGCAAGUACUGCUCAACGUCCUACGGUCCUUUGGUGCUACAAAAACGAGUUGGAAUUUAAUUCACACAGGAAAAAGAAAAUUAAAGAAUUAAAAAAGAAGAAACAAGCUGGACUUGCUCAACCUAAAACGGACGAUUCCUUUGAACAAUUUAUUCUUUCAACUCACAUAAAUUAUUGCUAUUAUUCCGAAUCACAACGAAUUCUUGGAAAUACUUUUGGAAUGGCUGUUUUACAAGAUUUCGAAGCUCUAACUCCAAACUUGUUAGCUAGAACAAUCGAAACAGUUGAAGGUGGUGGUCUAAUUGUUUUACUUUUACAGAAUAUGCAUUCUUUGAAACAAUUAUACACUUUAACGAUGGAUGUCCACAAAAGAUAUCGAACAGAAUUGCAUUCAGAAAUUAUCCCAAGAUUCAAUGAACGUUUUACACUUUCACUUUCAACGUGUUCAAAUUGUUUUGUUAUUGAUGAUCAUUUAAAUGUUUUGCCGAUAUUCUCUAAUGUUUUGAAUAUUACACCUUUACAUUCUAAUCAGAAUGACAAAGCAUCCUCCAAACAGCAACACGAAUUACAACAAUUAAAGGCAUCUUUAAAUGAUUCAAAACCUAUUGGCCCCUUACUAGCAAAAUGUAAAACUUAUUGUCAAGCAAAAGUACUACUUCAAUUACUCGAUGUUUCAAUGGAAAAACAAACAAAUUUAAAUUCAAUUUGUUCAAUAACAGCCCCUAGAGGAAGAGGAAAAUCAACGGCUAUGGGUUUAGCUGUUGCCGGAACUAUAGGUUUAGGCUUUUCAAAUAUUUGUGUUACUAGUCCAACACCUGAAAAUCUGUCAACUUUUUUUGAAUUUGUUUUGAAAGGUUUUGAAGCUAUUGGAUAUCAGGAACACGCCGAUUUUGAAGUUAUAAAAUCUCUAGAUCCCUCAAUGGAUAAAUGUGUUGUUAAAAUUAAUGUUUUUAGAAGACAUCGGCAAACAAUACAGUAUAUUACCCCAACCGAUUUUGGUAAAUUAUUACAAGCUGAACUAAUUGUUAUUGAUGAAGCUGCAGCUAUUCCAAUGCCUUUAGUUAAAAAAUUAAUUAAUGGCUCCAGUUUACUCUUCCUAGCAUCAACCACAAGUGGUUAUGAAGGUUCUGGGAGAUCCUUAUCACUUAAAUUGCUUGAACAACUAAGAAAACAACAAAUUACCGGAGAUAAAGACGAAAAUAAAAAUAAAAAACGUCUUUUUGAAUUAAGUUUGGAUGAAAGUAUUAGAUACGGAAAUGGAGAUUCGGUAGAAGAAUGGCUUAAUAGAGUACUUUGUUUAAACCCUUCAAAUUUAAAGAAUACAAUUUCUGGAACACCGGCUCCGGAGAAAUGUGAAUUGUAUUAUGUUAACCGAGAUGCCCUUUUUUCUUUUCAUAAGGCUGCUGAAGUUUUUCUAUCCAAUUUAAUGUUUAUUUAUGUGGCUGCCCACUAUAAAAAUUCUCCAGACGAUUUGCAACUUCUUUCAGACGCUCCAGCACAUCAUCUAUUUGUUUUAAUGUCACCAAUUGCUUCUGAUCAGAAUUAUGUCCCUCAGAUUAUGGCUGUUAUUCAAAUUUGUUUGGAAGGAGCAAUUUCAAAACAAACUGUAAUUUCAAAACAAGGAAAAAAAGUUGCAGGGGAUUUAAUUCCUUGGACUAUUUGUCAACAAUUUUUGGACAGUGAAUUUUCUCUCUUAUAUGGUGCUCGUAUUGUUCGUUUAGCAGUUCAUCCAGAUUUUCAAGGAAUGGGUUAUGGAUCAGCAGCUAUUCGAAUGUUACAAAAAUAUUUUAGAGGAGAUUUUGGUCAAAUUCAAGAAAGUGAUAAGUUAAGCAAGAGAAGAGACGAUACUUUAGAUGAGGAUAUGGAAGGAAUUGAGGAAGAGGAUGAAAAAGAAGACGAAGAGGAGGAUGAAGAGGAAAAUAAUGAUGACAGUUUAACCCCUCGAACAAAUUUACCUCCACUUUUACAACGCUUAAAUGAAAGAAGACCAGAAAGUUUGGAUUAUAUUGGUGUUUCAUUUGGCCUAACAUUGCCUUUAUUAAAAUUUUGGAAGCGUUGUAAUUUUGUUCCUUUAUAUAUUAGACAAAGUAAAAAUGGAUUAACUGGAGAACAUAAUUGUAUUAUGAUUAAUACAAUUUUAAUAAAAAAUGGAGAAGAAAAAGGUAUAUUUGUUCUUCCUUAA
Meloidogyne enterolobii is the source of this 2361-nucleotide messenger RNA. Lineage: Eukaryota; Metazoa; Nematoda; Chromadorea; Rhabditida; Meloidogynidae. The record is from the annotation of a GenBank genome assembly.